GUAGUUAGACUCCCGAGUUUCCGUACUAGUUUCCGAGUGUUCAAAGUGUCCGGCAUUUUUGCUUUCUCUUCCAGUGCAAAAUUAGUCAAAUAAUGUCGGUUCAAGCGACAAACCCAAACAAUCCUAUUGUUUUCUUCGACAUUACAAUCGGAGGACAGGAUGUGGGGCGGAUGAAGGUUGAACUCUUUGCUGAUGUUGUCCCAAAGACGGCAGAGAAUUUCCGGCACUUCUGCACUGGAGAGUUCCGGAAAGACGGUGUCCCUAUUGGUUUCAAAGGCUGCACAUUCCACAGAGUGAUCAAAGAUUUUAUGAUCCAAGGAGGUGACUUUGUGAACGGUGACGGUACUGGUAUCUGCAGCAUCUACAGAGGUCCAUUUGCCGAUGAAAACUUUCGGGUGAAGCAUUCUGGGCCUGGUCUUCUGUCCAUGGCAAACAGUGGUCCAGGGACAAAUGGUUGCCAGUUUUUCAUAACCUGCACUAAAUGUGACUGGUUAGAUGGAAAACAUGUCGUUUUUGGUAAAGUCGUGGAUGGAUUGCUGAUCAUGAGAAAGAUUGAGAAUGUUCCUACGGGACCCAACAACAAGCCCAAGCUCCCAAUCCUCAUUGCACAGUGUGGAGAGAUGUGAGGGGAAAAUGGUUCUGAACACAUGUAUUAUAGUACGUCCCAUUUGUUGACUGAUAAACUCACCCUGCAUAAUGCGUCUAAUGCAUAGCAUCUAAUUCCACACUGUGUGUAAAACCCAAAGAUUCAGCCCCAUUUUGUGUCAUGAAUGGAAAAUAAAUUUUUACUUUUUUUUAAAAAUA
Messenger RNA from Phyllopteryx taeniolatus (common seadragon), 804 nucleotides. It is a transcript of the gene ppih, whose product is annotated as peptidylprolyl isomerase H (cyclophilin H). Lineage: Eukaryota; Metazoa; Chordata; Actinopteri; Syngnathiformes; Syngnathidae. The record is from RefSeq and is a predicted model, not a curated record. Gene Ontology annotation, biological process: protein folding; protein peptidyl-prolyl isomerization. The transcript has 9 exons. Gene Ontology annotation, cellular component: intracellular membrane-bounded organelle. The coding region runs from base 93 to 626 and encodes 177 amino acids. Gene Ontology annotation, molecular function: peptidyl-prolyl cis-trans isomerase activity.